AUGUCAGACUUACCGUCGUUGAGACAAAAGAUCGAUUCGCUCGAUACUACCUUGGUGAAUCUUCUCAAUGAGCGCGCUCGCGUGUCUCUUGAUAUUGGGGCCGCGAAACGCCAAAUGGAAACGGUAGAUCCGUCCAAAAGCGAAGAGAAGGAACCUCAUGUGUAUAUGCCUGCACGAGAAAAGCAAGUGUAUGAAAAGCUCAACCGACUCAACCGUGGUCCUCUAAAGGACGAUUCUCUUAAUGCCAUUUUCCGAGAGAUCAUGUCAGCCUCUAUAUCCUUGCAGCAAAAUGUGUCCGUCGCAUAUUUAGGACCCCCUGGCACUUUCUCUCACCAGGCUGCAUACGAAAGAUUUGGUGACAGUGUUGCGUUCGUUCCUCAAAAACAGAUUACAGCUGUGUUUGAAGCGGUUGAAAAGGGCCGCACAACCUAUGGUCUUGUACCUUUCGAAAACUCAACGUAUGGCUCUGUUAUUGAGACCAUGGAUUAUUUGAUGCACACGGAUGUUCAGAUUCGAGCAGAAACGUAUUUGACGGUUCACCAAUGCUUGCUUUCAAAUAGUAAAUUACAAGAUAUCAAAAAAAUAUACAGUCAUCCCCAAGGGCUUGGACAGGUGCAGGAAUGGUUGAAAGCAAACUGCCCUCACGCUGAACGUGUUCCAGUCAAGUCAACUGCGGAAGCCGCUCAAUUGGCUGCUGUUGAAACGGGUGCAGCAGCUAUUUGCAGUGAGAUUUGCGCAUCUCUUUAUGGCUUAAAUGUAGUUGCGCAAGACAUUGAGGAUAUCAAAACCAACACCACUAGAUUCUUGAUCCUCGGUACUUCCUCGGAUAACCCAACCAAGUGUGAUCAUACAUUAAUACGCUUCACAGUGGACCAUCGUCAGCCUGGUGCUUUGUGCGAUGGGCUCAAGGUAUUCAAAGUGCAUAAUCUCAAUCUUUCCAAAAUCGAUUCUCGUCCUUCCCGACAAAGACCAUGGCAUUAUGUCUUUUUCGUUGAGUGCUCAGGACAUGCAAAGGACGACAAUGUCAAACAGGCUGUUAAGGAGAUGGAGCAAUACUGUCUUGAUGUCUUUGUCCUUGGCAGCUAUCCUGACCAACGACCAGAGUAGGCUUUUUAGAUUGUAUGAUAGACCAUGUUAUACUGCUCCAUCAAAUCAAAAACAAAUUGUGUGGAAUGAUAGUACACUAGUAGUGCAAAUUUACAGAAUAUUGGAUGACUGAUUGGGUGUGAUGAGUGUAGACUCGGAUGCACAAUAUCAUAACACGCACACAGCAAUUUGCUUAUGGAGAAAGUGCUCGCUGGUUUGUUCCAAUUUACUCGAAAUGGUAUAUUCAUUGGUGACAAGCCUCCAUUGUAGGUUGUGAACUUUUCUGUGAUAUUACUUGGCACUGUAGUAUUUAACGAACUGCAC
Messenger RNA from Umbelopsis ramanniana AG, 1410 nucleotides. RefSeq lists its product as uncharacterized. Gene Ontology annotation, molecular function: prephenate dehydratase activity; chorismate mutase activity. Gene Ontology annotation, biological process: L-phenylalanine biosynthetic process; chorismate metabolic process. Gene Ontology annotation, cellular component: cytoplasm. The record is from RefSeq and is a predicted model, not a curated record. The transcript is spliced from 7 exons. Lineage: Eukaryota; Fungi; Mucoromycota; Umbelopsidomycetes; Umbelopsidales; Umbelopsidaceae. Bases 1 to 1107 code for a protein of 368 amino acids.